AUGACGCCGGAUUCCGGUGUAGCCUCCGGCCUGCCUUUUGUGCAAGGCAGAGUGCCCGAAACGCCAUGCCGCCCUCCGGUCAAACACAGUCUGCGACUGCACCAGGACGUACCGGAAGCACCGUCACUUAGAUUUGGGCAGCGCGUUCUUCUAGCGGGUGCAGCUUUCUUGGGUGCACGGGUCUGCGUUCAGCGCAGGGCAGCGAAGUCAGACACAUUGACCUUGGAGCCGACCCGCCCUUCACGGAACGCUUCACGCAAGAACCAGGAGCAGCCUGAGGGACCCCUCAAGGGCGACGUGUUUCUGAUCCAGACGCCACUCAUCUUGCCUUCCCCUUUGCCUUCGUGGAUUGCGAAAGCGCUGCCGAAGCACUCUGUUGUUCUGGCAGGCAUGGAUGGAGGCUACGCAGCCUUUGACUUUGUGCCUGCGGAAACUGAUGACCCUGGUGCAGCGCUGCAGCUGCUGCUCGGUGGCUCUGUGGAAGGCCUCUUCGGGGUGCGCAGGCUCAGUGGUCUGCCGCGGGGUGCUGUGCGCCUUGGUCGAGUUGCCGAAGGCGCCACAGUGGAUAACGUGCUCAGAGUCAACCAAAGCUUUGACAGGAUGCUCUCCCUGACGGCCAACGACUGCAACAGCUACUCACAGAGCGUGCUACAAGCAAUUCUCGAAGAGCCGGAUAAGAUGGUCCAAGAGCGUCUCUUUUCCACGCUUGAUUGGGACGAGAUGCAGAGCAGUAGCCGGGUUCAGUACAAGGAGCCGUCCGUCACAAAUGCCGUGGUCCUGGUGGCUGGUACAACAGUGGGCGCCGGAAUUUUAGCUCUGCCCGCCGUUACCCAGCCUGCCGGAUUCGUGCCCUCAACUCUAGCUUUGACCUUCUCCUGGGUCUACAUGGCAGUGACUGGCCUCUUCAUUGCAGAGGUGGCGUGCCGAACGAUGGCCUCCACAGGCAAAAGGGCAACAUCACUCCAGUCAAUGGUAGCUGGCUCCAUUGGGCCUGCAGGCGCAUGGUUGAGCUCAGCUGCCUUUGUCUUCCUGCACAUGGCGCUGCUAAUUGCAUAUUGUUCGCGUGGCGGAGAGCUGCUGACAUCUUUGCUUCCCAUCCUCGGAUCCGCCGGCGUGCCUGGUCCAGCUAUCUUCGCCGGCCUCUUCGGCGGCUUCAUAUUCUUGACGAAGGGAACAGACGCGUUGGACCAGGGCAACAACGCAUUUGCAGUUGUUGUGGCCAUUUCUUUUUUUGCCUUGGUGGCCUUGGCAAUACCAGCAGGUGAUGCUGCGCGGUUGCUGGCGGUGGCUGACUGGGGCAAAGCUACGGAUACUGUGCCUACUCUACUUCUUUCUUUGGUCUACCACAACGUUGUCCCGACGGUUUGCGCGCAGUUGGAGGGUGACCGUGGCAAAAUCACAACGGCCAUUGUGGUGGGCAGCCUAGUGCCAUUCCUAAUGUUCGUCGUUUGGAAUGCUGCUGUCCUUGCGACUCUUCCGGUCGGAUCAGCUGGAGAUCCGCUAGAGGUGCUCCGCAGCACCGGCAGCCCACUGGUUGCAGGCGGCAUCUUAACAUUCUCUCUUAGUGCUAUUGUGACGUCCUUUGUGGGCUUUGUGGUCGCCCUUACUGAUUUCUUUGCGGACCUGGACAACCGAACAGAUGACAGCUCUCUGCCCUUGAAGCUCCGGGACUUUGCACUCACCCUGGUCCCUCCAGUCAUGAUAGCCUGCUUGGAUCCGAGCCUCUUUUUUCAGGCAAUUGACAAGGCCGGUGCCUUUGGCGUCUCCACGCUCUUCGGCCUUCUUCCUGCUUGGAUGGUACUUGCGAAGCGAUCCUCGGAAUCGCCGGUGCUUACCCGGGUCCCUGAAUUUCUUGGCGGCUACGUUCGUGGCCCCUUGGUGCCGGGGGGACCCGUGGUCCCAGCGCUGGUCGCCUUGGUCGCACUUCUGGUCGUGGGCGACAACGCGCUUGAGCUGCUGCACGGAAGUUAG
This is a messenger RNA of Symbiodinium pilosum, 1971 nucleotides long. The record is from the annotation of a GenBank genome assembly. NCBI's taxonomy places the organism in Eukaryota, Dinophyceae, Suessiales, Symbiodiniaceae.